CGCAACCAAGGCGUGCAAUUGAGGAAUCAAAGUUCUGGCAGCGUUUGAGGAAGCGGAGUUCAGCAGCGUUCGGGGAAGCGGAGUAGAGUACGCCAUAGCGGGUUUUUCAGUGCGAGGAGGGAAAUGGACGUGGUGAGCCACGUGGCGGCGCGUGAGGGGUUGACGGAGACCGAGAAGGGUUUGCUGGUCACUGUCCUGACGGCGGUAUGCAGGCAUGUGCAAACAACAGGGGAGGCGCGUUUGCGGUCUCUCCGGCGAAUGCGGCGGCAGACGGAGGUGGCCAUGACGCGGGCAAUGGCUGACUCGGGCACGCCGCCUGUUUCAUGGGACGCGCCUUUUCUCAUGGCCAAUGCCAUUGUCGCCGGCGUGCUUCCGCGGGAGACUCCGCGGUGGUGGGUAAGAAGGAGGACCGGAGGAACGUGGGAGGAUCUUAGCAUAUCAGACGAUGUGACGACGGAUUACUACCAUGAGAAGCUACGCAUGAGCAAGGAGGUCUUCCAGGACAUCGUCGCGGCAUGCACACCCUUUCUUCAUCGGCAGGUCACGCACUAUCGUCAACCACUCCAGCCCGACCAUAUUUUUGCUUACGCGCUGUAUAGAUGGGCUUCGGGAGAGACCUUCGACAGCGGGACUUGUUCAUUCGGCAUCGGAAGAGCAACCGACAUCAAGGCUGUCAGGGAUGUGACGGACGCAAUCUUGGCGGCGUACUUGGACAUUAUAGGGAUGCCCGUCGGUCGACACCAGCGGCAGGUGAUACGUGCUUUCGGAGCGAAAGGGUUCCCGAACUGCUUCGGGGCCAUAGACUGCACACAUGUAUACGUGGACAAGCCCGCGAACGCGCCGGCCGAGGAUUACUUCGACCGGAAGCAGCAGUGCUCCAUCGUCGCGCAGGUCGUCGUGGAUCUUGAAAAGCGUGUGCUCGACGUUUUCUGCGGCUAUCCGGGUACCGUGCAUGAUGCAAGAGUGUUGUGGAACUCGUCACUGUACAGGCGUGCUAUGACGGGGACUCUAUUCAACGCAGAACCUGUGAUCCUGCUCGGAGGGGUUAGCACAACCGGCUAUCUGUUGGGGGACAACGGCUAUGGGCCCAUGAAAUAGAUCGUGGUCUCGUACGGUGGGGUGGAGCAGGUGCCGGAUGUGGCGUUGUUUGACGCAAAACAAAAGACGGUUAGAGGA
Chara braunii is the source of this 1176-nucleotide messenger RNA. The record is from the annotation of a GenBank genome assembly. NCBI's taxonomy places the organism in Eukaryota, Viridiplantae, Streptophyta, Charophyceae, Charales, Characeae.